GUGUUUUGGUGUAGCUUCUCCCCCUCUCCGUCUCCUUCCCAGUAGAGACUGCAGCCAUGGCGGCCUGACAACCUAUAGCCCCGCCCCUGCAGAGUGGUGCGUCAUGCCACCCCACACUCACCCGCCUGGGGGCUUCGGCCUGCCCCCUCCUACCACCCAUCAGCCAGUCCUCCUCUGUGUCCUCUGCCUGCUGGCAGCGCUACUCCCUUCCGCCUCCUCCUGUCCUCCGCUAUGUGUCUGCUCCACAGACAGCCCGGUGGUGGACUGCGGGGGCCGUGGGCUCUCCUCCCUGCCUCCUCUGCAUCUCCUGCCGCAGGGGAGCCGCUCCCUGCUGCUGGCCAACAACAAGCUCUCCUCGCUGGGAGCAACCGCCUUUGCUAACCUCUCCUCUCUGGAGGUACUGGACCUGUCUAAUAACUACCUAGACAACUUGCCAGCUGGUUUAUUUCGAGACAUGUCCAACUUAACAAGACUGACUCUGCACAACAACUCACUAACCAGCCUGGACAGAGACUUGUUUCAGGGUUUGGGAGGGCUCCAGAGUCUGGACCUCUCCCUGAACGGUAUCUCCUCCGUUCCACUGGGACUACUGGAUGAGCUGCAGAGUCUCAGGUGGCUGUGUCUAGCAGGUAACAGGCUCAAUGGGUUGGAGAGGGCAGCGUUCGAGCCCUUGAUCAACCUACAACAUCUGGAACUGGGACAGAACCCCUGGGAAUGUGACUGCAACCUACGUGACUUCAAGCACUGGAUGGAAUGGCUGCUGUAUCGAGGGGGCAAGGUGGAUGCUGUGGAAUGCACACUGCCCAAGGACCUGCGGGGGCGGGACAUCCGCGGCGUUCCUGUGGAGAUGUUCAACUACUGCCUCCAGCUUGAGGAUGAGAAUGGGGCUGGCAGGAGCGGGGCCUCCCGCUCCGGACCAGGAAGUGGAUCGGCAGGCGCCGCCUCCCCGCCCUGCAGCCGGAGCACUCUGGACCCCACCGGCGCUGCCCCCACAUCUGACAACGGCAACAGGAAUAUUGGGGACAAGUCGGACACCCCUUCGAACAUGGGGGAUGGGGGAGGCGGGGAGCCAGCGGCAGACUGUGUGCGCGCCCGCUACCGGCCCGUGAGCGUGCGGCGUGCCAUCGGCACGGUGGUGAUUGCUGGUGUGGUGUGCGGCAUCGUGUGCAUCAUGAUGGUCGCAGCAGCGGCAUACGGCUGCAUCUACGCCUCGCUGAUGGCAAAGUACCAGAGGGAGCUGAAGAAGAGGCAGCCGCUGAUGGGGGACGGCGAGGCAGACGGAGAGGAGAGGGAGGAGAAACAGAUCUCCUCUGUGGCCUAG
Molecule: messenger RNA, 1321 nt
Organism: Lampris incognitus (smalleye Pacific opah)
Lineage: Eukaryota; Metazoa; Chordata; Actinopteri; Lampriformes; Lampridae
Product: leucine-rich repeat and transmembrane domain-containing protein 2-like
Exons: 6
Cellular component (GO): plasma membrane
Molecular function (GO): protein binding
Source: RefSeq, a predicted model, not a curated record